Molecule: messenger RNA, 579 nt
Organism: Ricinus communis (castor bean)
Lineage: Eukaryota; Viridiplantae; Streptophyta; Magnoliopsida; Malpighiales; Euphorbiaceae
Exons: 1
Coding region: 1-579 (192 amino acids)
Source: RefSeq, a predicted model, not a curated record
AUGGAGAGAUACUUCAUUGAAGAAGGCUUUGGUAACUUACUUAUUAUAAGUGUAUAUGUUGAUGAUCUAAUUUAUACAAGUGACAGUGAGUACAUGUUGGAAGAAUUCAAAGCAUCCAUGAUGAAGACAUUCGAGAUGACGGACCUGGGACUCAUGAAAUACUUUCUUGGGAUAGAAGUGAUGCAAACAUUGCAUGGGAACUUCAUAUGCCAAAAGAAGUGUGCUAAGGAGAUUCUGCAGAGAUUUGGCAUGGAAGGAUGCCAAUCGGUAAUGACAGCGAUUGUUCCUAGAACUAGACUGCACAAAGACACGAAGGAAGCUGUAGUAUGCGAGACAAACUUCAAACAGAUUGUAGGUAGUCUCAUGUACCUUACUACUACAAGACCUGACUUAAUGUUUGGUGUAAGUCUUAUUAGCAAAUACAUGAGUAAACCAAUAACUCUGCACCUUCAAGCAGCAAAGAGGAUACUAAGGUACAUAAAAGGCACAAUUGAUUAUGGCAUUAUGUACAGGAGGUAUGGUGGAGGACUUGUUGGCUUCACCGACAGUGAUUAUGCUGGUGAUUUAGAUGAUCGAUGA